This is a messenger RNA of Penicillium verhagenii, 876 nucleotides long. Its product is annotated as general transcription factor IIH subunit TFB6 family. NCBI's taxonomy places the organism in Eukaryota, Fungi, Ascomycota, Eurotiomycetes, Eurotiales, Aspergillaceae. The record is from RefSeq and is a predicted model, not a curated record. Gene Ontology annotation, cellular component: transcription factor TFIIH holo complex. The transcript is spliced from 2 exons. Bases 1 to 876 code for a protein of 291 amino acids.
AUGCCUCACCACACAACCUCGGGAGAAAGCGACUCGGAGUCAGAUAUUGAAUUCGAGGACGUGCCUCUAGCUGCUGCACGAACAACAGCCCCGAUGACGGACAUCAACGGAACAUCAGAAGGCUCUUUAUCUAUCCAAAUAGAAAGUCCACCAUGGGUCCCAGUGCUCUCCCUACCUCAGCAACGAGCCGAGUCUCUCCGGCCCGGCUCGGCAGAGGAGACCCAGCUACGCAGUCGAUUGAGUGCGGGCAUCGAAAGAAUCAAUUACCGCCAGAUGAAGUCCGAAAUUGGUAUGGACGGAACCGAAACUCGAGCUUCAGAGAGGCGAUUUGAGAGUUUUGGUGAACUGGCGCGGGAGGUGGGGGCAUUGGUUGAUACGCUGUGGGCGUCGGCGACCCCCUCAAUCCAAGUCGAAGGCCUAAUCACUCUUGCUGGAAUCACCGAAAUGGCCCUUCCAACCUACAAAUUCGAUCCGGAAGCUACCCUUAACGUGCUACAUAAAUUUGACUCGGUCUUCGCAGCGCUCUGUACCGGUCAGCACCCGAUGACUAAUGAUCCCAUCCCGGGUGCGACGGCGGAUCGUCCACUCGUGACGCAGACCCAGAAGGUUCGGAUUCGCAGUUUGGCGGAGACGACGCGGUACAAGAUCUUUUCUUGUCUAUCGGGCUCUGAUUCAGAUAGCUUGGGAGGGGUGAAUGGAAAUGGACAUGUGCCUUACGAUGAUGACGACGAGGAUGAUGAUGAUGAUGAUGAUGAUGAUGAUAUUCCUGUGCAGCCUUGGUUGAUGGAGGCGGCGAGGGUUUAUGAUAAGACAUUGAUGUUGUUGGCGGACCAAGGUGACGGUGGUGAACUAGACGGGGGAUGUUAUGCGGAUUGA